UUUUUUCCAAGAUGGCGGUUAAACACAGUUUCCAUUGUCGAACAGAGAGGAUCUAACUAAGCCUCCUUGACAGUCCCCCCAUACAACAUAACCCCCCUCUAUCAUAUCAUGAGUUCACACAUCAUUGUGUUAUAGAUUAAGAUCACUCUAACCAUUACUCAUUCUUUUAGCCACUAGAGAAUUUAGGCUAUUGUUGUAAGGUGAGCAACAUGGCAUCCAGUUCGUCAACAAACCCUGGAACCAGCAUGGACGACGAAGUUGUGGAGGGGACAGGGAAAAGGCCAGUAUUAAUGAAGAGGUCCACAGCAGCUCAAUUCUUUUCCAAAGACGACGAUGCAGAACGACCAAAUGAACCCCCCUCUUCUACUUAUGACAUUGUUGUUGAACUUUUGAAUAAUGCGGCUGUGAUGCAAAAGAGUGUCGAUAAGAUUGCAAACCUUAAGAAGGUCAAAGAACUGAUUGUUCACAAUUCUCCAGAUCUCUUGGAUAAUUUCCUUGAUGAAAUGUUGGCCUUUCAGACAGAUGUUUCUAAAGAUGUAAAGAAAUUCAUAAUUGGAUUCAUGGAGGAAGCAUGUAAAAAAGACAACGAAUGCUUGCCCAAAGUUCUUCCAAGCAUUGUAAUGCUCCUUGCAGACGACGAUGUUAACGUUCAAAAGAAAAUUAUUCUAACAGCGAACAGCAUGUUCAAGUUGACUCUUUCAUGGAUCACCAAAGCAAAAAAGUCCCGUCCUGAAAUGACUGAAGUGUGGAAUCAUCUGAAAGAACUGAAAACGUUGCUUUAUGAAAUGCUAGAGUCUGUCAAUGAUGGGAUCCGAACUCAUGUUGUGAAAUUUUUGGAGGGGCUUACUCUUGUCUGCUCAAGAAGAACAGCUGAUUCUGAGAUCCCAAAGAAAAAUGAAGGUGAUAUAUCGCUGGAUCAAGUGUCACAAACAAAUGGGAUUGCCAUACCUCAGAAGCUGGAAGAGGACGGAAGAAAGGCAUUUAACUCCUUGUUGCAGUUUCAGAGCUCUCCACACAUAUCAAGUAUUAACCUGAUGACAGUAAUGAAUGCCUUGUCCAACAUUGCCAAACAGAGACCCGAUUUCUUUGAUCAAGUUGUCCAGAGCUAUGAGGCUCUUCAUGUGAACCUUCCUCCCACAUUAGCAAAGUCACAAGUGAGUAGUGUGAGAAAAAAUUUGAAGACACAGAUGAUGGGCUUGCUGAAGCACCCUGCGUCUGUUGACUUUUUGCAGCAGAUAUCAACUCUCUUGACAGACCUGGGAGCUAGCCAGUCAGAGAUUGCGAAGAAUAUGCCCAAAGACCUUGAGAGUCGUAAAAGAAAAGCAACCCAAGAGCCAAGUGCUUCUUAUGCCAGUAAAAAGCAUAAGUUGGAGUUGGAUGAGGACGAUGAUGGCAUGACUCCGUGGGUGGACCGCUCCAGUAAAAAGGCUAAACCUGAGCCUGCACAGAAGCAGACGGCCAUUGAUGUGACAGCGGAGGACAUAUUGCCUCGGUUGAAUCCCCAAAACGUUGCAGAUCUUGUGCUGCUCAGCAUGGUGAUGCUCCCGGAUGCCAUGCCCGCACAGUUCCAGUCCACGUACACCCCGAUCGCUGCAGCGGGCACAGAGACUCAGAUCAGCCACAUAGCCCGUCUCCUGGCCACACAGCUCACCAUGGCAGGGAUGGGCAAAGGUCUUGGGGAGCUGCAGUUACAGGCUAUGAAGCAAGAUGCAAAAGCGGUCAGCGCCACUGAUGAUCAGCCCACCUCUCCAAAGCAAACAAUUCAAACUGUUUUGGGUCUGAAGACAGAAGAACAAGAUGAGCCAGUAAUCAAAAAGCCUAAAAUGUCACAGCUUCCACUUCCCCCGUCUUCUAGGAAAAUGAAACAGUUUCAGCUCUCCAGUGUCACCAGGAAACUGGACCCACAGAUCUCAGAGACUCUUAGCUCCGAUGCAAUGAAGAGAAUAAUUGAGGCAGAAAGGGCUGCAUCAGUAGGUCACGUGGAGCAGCACCGGGUGAAGCUGUUGGCCUCUCUCACUUCUUUGUCCGGGGAAUCCCACAAGAACGCAUUACAAGAGCACAUCUUCAACGACAUCCGCGGCCGCCAGGACCUGGCAUUUGCCUGGCUGUACCAGGAGUACGCCAACCUGCACGGCUACAGCACCAGCGAGAGCCCGGUGACGACGCCCACGGCUGUGGGCCGCUACGACGAGUGUCUCACACGUCUGCUGGUGGGACUCAUGGAGCUGGACGAUCACCAUGGAGACAUAUUGUUCCACAAGUUGUUACUGGAGGCCCCAGCCAUCACAGACAACGCCAUCUCUGUGGUGAAGAAAUACUGUGCUGUGGCUAAAUGCACUGAGAAGGGCAUGAAAACUUUGAGUCAACUGAUUAACACCCGCCCUGCCAAGAGGGGAAAGUUCCUAGAUCUGCUUCUUGAAUUCUCCGGUGAUGAAAAGGUGGAGGUUCGCAACGUGGCUAUCGAGACGGCCCAGAGCCUCCACGCCAGCGGCAAGAUGCAGGAGGAGAUAGAGACCUAUGCCACUCAGCAACUGAAGAAACUUUUGCAGACAAAGCCGCCUGUUGUGAAGUCAGAAGCUCCGGUUGAAGCGUGGACAGAGGACAGCAUCAAGGCACAUUUGUACCUUCACCUCGGCCUUCUGCCGUCAAACCACAAACUCAUUCACGAGUUGGCAAACAUUUAUACGGCCACCUCAGCAGACAUCAAGCGCACGAUUCUCAGAGUGUUGGAAGUGCCGGUACGUGGGAUGGGCAUGGACUCACCCGAGCUGCUGACCUUGGUUGAGAACUGUCCCCGGGGCUCGGAGACCCUGGUCAUGAGGGUCAUUCACAUCCUCACUGACAAAGCUGUGCCAUCUCCAGAACUGGUGGAAAGGAUCCGAGAUCUUUACCACAAACGAGUGCCCGACGUGAGGUUCCUCAUCCCUGUGCUCAAUGGCCUCUCCAAGAGUGAGGUAAUGGAGGCUUUGCCCAAACUCAUCAAGUUGAAUCCCAUGGUAGUAAAGGAAGUGUUCAACCGACUGAUGGGAAGCCACGUGAGCAGUGACUCUGUGUACCACUCACCUUUGACCCCAGUGGAGCUCCUGGUGGCUCUGCACAACAUCGACUCCACCAAAUGUGACAUGAAGACCAUCAUCAAAGCGGCCAACCUGUGCUUCAGCGAGCGUAACAUCUACACGCAGGAAGUGCUGGCCAUCGUGAUGCAGCAGCUGAUGGAGCAGGAGCCGCUGCCCACUCUGCUCAUGCGCACGGUCAUCCAGUCGCUGUCCAUGUACCCGAGGCUCAUCGGCUUUGUGCUCAACAUCCUGCAGAGACUCAUCGUGAAGAAGGUGUGGAAACAGAAGAAGGUUUGGGAAGGGUUCAUUCGGUGCUGCCAGCGCGCCAAGCCGCAGUCGUUCCAGGUGCUGCUACAGCUGCCGGCCACCCAGCUCAAGGAAGUGUUUGAGGUGUGCCCGGACCUGAGGGAGCCCUUGCUGGCCCACGUGGAGUCCUUCACGGAGAACCAGAAAUCUCACAUCAACAAGGCUGUGAUGGCCGUCCUGGAGCAGGGUUCGGAGACACUGACUGAAGUGAAAGACGGGGAAAAGAACAUCACUGCGAGCAAUGGAAAUGACAGAGAAGAGGAGCCGGCCACUCAAAAAAGUCAAAAGAUUGACAGUGUGCCUAAUGAGCCUGUACAGAAAAUCUCCACCGUGACGGCCGCGAAGAAGACUGAGCUGGCUUCUGUUAAGAUAUCCGAUCUUGACAAGACAGGCGGUAUGAAGAUUUCAGUUCAAAGUGGGGAGAAAGAUGUGGAAUCAGCGAAGGAAGUCAGAAGUGAAGAGAGUGAGGCCAGUAAGGAAAGACGCAGAGAGAGAGGAGACAGUAAAGAGAGGAGGCGAGGAGACAGAGAAGGCAGCAGAGAGAAAAACAGGGAGAAGGAGAAGGAGGGCAGUACUGACAAGGACUCGAGAGACUCCUCAAAAAAGACCACGAGCAAGAGUUCCAGAAAAGACGACACUGAUGCCGAAGACUCCAAGACCAAAUCCUCGAGUUCGUCGUCUCGCUCGACAAAAACGACCAGCUCCUCUUCCUCCUCAUCGUCUCGUAGAUCAUCGUCGACUACUAGUAGAAAGAAAUAGUCAAUGUUGUGAAUUUGUACAUUUUAAUGUUGUGUGUUGUGCUGGGUUUUUUGUUUUUUUGUUUUGUUAAUUCAAAUUUUUGGUUAAACUUUUUUUUUUUUUUUGAAAUUCUUUCCCUUUUCUUCAUCCCCAUAUUGGGCCACUUUAAUUUUGGAAAAACAUUCUAAAAAGUGUUAUACUAUAAAUGGCCACAUUCAGCAUUUGACGAGUUAUGACCCUGUAUCAUACCAGAGUAAUUUUUCCCGAAUUAAAAAUAAUAAUAUGAGGAGGGACUAUCUUGACCAAGGGAUGGAAACUAAGGUCUUCCCUUCCUCCUUCCUCGUUUGAGAGUUGUCCGCUUAUAAAAUAAUAGCUCUGUUAUCGAAUGUUGUGUAAUUUUUUUGUUCUUCGUUGCUCUCUGUGCCAGUUACAUUCUGAUUUUGAAAUAAGUUUUGUGUACAUAGCAAUCACAAUAUAAUAGGUGUAUUUACUCAAAAAUAAGUUUUGUGAAUAGUCACUUCCCUUAUUUGUUAGUGAUCGUUCUAUGAUUGAUUAUGAUGACUUCUCUCCUGUUAAUGUCAUCUCAGUAUCUCAAAUAUUUUUUUUGCUUUAUUUGUGUAGAAAAUUUCAAUGAAGUUUUGGUUCUGAACUGCGUUUAUUCUUGUGAGUUGGUACGUACUGUCAAAGGUUGUCGAGAAGUGUACAGAAGUGUUUAGUGUGUGUGUUUGCGUGAGCCCGUGUGUAUAGGUGUGAGUGUUUGAAGGACCAGAUGCUAGUGCAAAUAAUAAAAUUGUUUGCUUAUGUUUCAA
Molecule: messenger RNA, 4909 nt
Organism: Aplysia californica (California sea hare)
Lineage: Eukaryota; Metazoa; Mollusca; Gastropoda; Aplysiida; Aplysiidae
Product: symplekin
Exons: 33
Coding region: 210-4121 (1303 amino acids)
Cellular component (GO): mRNA cleavage and polyadenylation specificity factor complex
Source: RefSeq, a predicted model, not a curated record